Phoenix dactylifera (date palm) is the source of this 1282-nucleotide messenger RNA. Lineage: Eukaryota; Viridiplantae; Streptophyta; Magnoliopsida; Arecales; Arecaceae. The record is from RefSeq and is a predicted model, not a curated record.
UCUAUACUAGUGGUCGAGUCACGACGCAAAGAAGCCAGAUCUUUUCCAUCUCUCCCAAACUAUAACAUCGAUAGGCGGCCGGCGCUUCCGCCUCCUCGCGUCCUCUUCCUCCCCCGGCUCCGAAGAACCCUCGAUCUUUCUUUGUUCUCUUCUCGCGAUCUCGCGGGGGCGAUGGUGGGGGCGGCGGAGGAGGCGCAGCUGAACCGCCUCGAGAGCCAGGUCGACAAUGGCGGCGGCGGGGCGCGGGAGUACCUCUGCCUCGUCCGCAAGCUCAAGGCCCGGCGAUCGGAGAAGGUUCUCAAGCAUGGCCUCUCCAUCUUGAACGACCCCAAGUCUCGAUCCAGGCUUGCAGGAGACGAAUGGACUCUUUAUGAGCAGGUGGCUGUUGCGGCUAUGGAUUGCCAGAGGCUAGAUGUUGCAAAGGAUUGUGUUGCUACCCUCUCCAAGAAAUUUACAGGGAGUUUGAGAGUUGGCAGAUUAGAAGCAAUGCUGCUUGAAGCGAAGGGAGCAUGGGCUGAUGCAGAAAAAGCUUAUGCACGUCUUCUAGAGGAUAAUCCUCUUGAUGAGGUGAUGCAUAAGAGGAAGGUUGCUAUGGCAAAGGCACGAGGAAAUAUAUCGGCUGCUAUUGAUUUUCUAAAUAAGUACCUUGAAAUAUUUAUGGCUGAUCAUGAUGCUUGGAGAGAACUUGCUGAAAUUUACGUAUCCCUACAAAUGUACAAGCAAGCAGCCUUUUGUUAUGAGGAGCUAAUACUAUCUCAACCAACAGUUCCUCUAUAUCAUCUGGCUUAUGCAGAGGUACUUUAUACUAUGGGUGGUUUGGAAAAUCUUCAGGCAGCCAAGAAGUACUAUGCGUCCACCAUUACCUUGACUGGAGGCAAGAACACCAGAGCUCUCUAUGGAGUAUGCUUGUGUAGUGUUGCCAUCAAUCAGCUGACCAAGGGGCGGAACAAGGAAGAGAAAGAGAGCUCUGAGCUGCAAUCUCUUGCUGCAGAGGCUUUAUUGAAAGAUUACAAGCAUAGGGCACCUGAAAAGCUACCUCUUCUUACCGCCAUGCUGAAGAACAUGAAAGCUCGUCCCUUGAUUCUGAUUUUUUUUUCAAAAAAAUAACAUUGACGACCUGGUUGCUCCAAUUCAGCAAUUGCAUAGGAACCAUUGUGAAAGUACGGUGCUUAGUGCUUAAUUUUCUUUACCGAGGGUAUUUUCUGUUUCUUGUCCCUUUGAUCCAGGGAUGUCUUGUAUAAUUCUAAUAUAUUCAUAUAUAUAUAUAUAUAUAUAUAUAUAU